AUGGCGACUUCCUGCUCACCUGCUACCGAUCAUGGGCUGUACGCCCUGGAGGACACGGAACAGGCGGCUCAGAACCUGAACAGUCAAUACCAGCGCAUCCUGGCUCCACUGUCCCUCUUCCCCACUACGUGUAAUCGGUUGAGGGGCCCCGUUCUGAAAGAGACCUCUUCUCUUUCGCCUUCUACGCAGAAGCCCGGUGUGCCCCUCUCUUUGGCCGCCUUUACGCAGCUAGUAAAAGGGCGCUUGGAAUUAGGGCCACAAUGGGAGAACGUGUGCGCUCGGGCGCAGAGGGUCUUUCGGGAGAUCAUCCUCGCUGAAGUGAAACGCAUCUGGAAGGAUGCCCAGCACUCGUUGUAUGACCCAGCCUUCAGCCCCCAGGUGAACCGGGAGAUUUACCAGAACCUAGUGGCCUACAUUGGCUUGGUAUGCCAUCAUCUCUUCCUUCAUUACCUGUGCCUGAUGGACCACUGCCGGGCCCUAGGCGUCUUCACUGACUGUGCCAACCUCACCCGCUUUUCUGCCCAGCUCUCCCUGGACUGCUCCACUUUCCUCAAAGUGUCUGCUGUCCGGCAUCGGCUAGUGAUGGAAAUGAAGAUUCUGCAAAACCGCCAGCCAGAGCAAACUGGGAGGAGUCAAUUCAGACAUACCUCAGCUCGCCAUUUGGGAUGCCGUUUGGGCUUUACAAUUAGCCAUUUCAUCAAGCUCAUCAGACCUCACAUGCAAACACUGAGACAGAAGAUAGCAAAGGAUAUAAAGGAGUUGGAGGACUUACCUACACUGGAUUUAAGCAAAAUAAAGCACUUACUGCCUGUGCCAAAGCCUGCUGCUCUUUCCAUGAGACAAGCGACAUGUGCUGCAGUCACAACACCUUGUCCCCCUACCCCUGGCUCAGGAGCCAAGAUUAAACGAGAACAUGCUCAUCAGACUGUCAAGAGGAGCAAGUCACUGCCCAACAUGAGAAUAGGGCAGCUCUUAGCAGAUGAACUUGGAAUCAAAUUAUUUAUUCGCCCCCUCACCCCUGAUCUGCCUUGUCACUAUGCAGAGUCUACAGAAGAUGGUGAACUCAAGGUGUCGAAAAACCUGACUGAGGACCUCCGAAGGCUGGUGCAAGGUUCCAUUCUGAAAAAGAGCCAACGGAGAGCUGAACUGGAUGAGGAUUCAGAGCUUCCUCCCCUCAUUAAAGCCCUGACGUGGCGCAAGUCUAAUGAAGUCCACUGCGAGCAGCUCCAGAGGAUGCUUUGUUCCCUGCAGCAGGAACACAUUAGUGAGACGCAGCGGAGACACACCAUUAUUGCUGCACCAGCCAGCCACCCUCAAGCUGCCACAGUGAACCUUACAGUUCACAAUAGGAUGGUGGUGAAAGCAGCAGAUUUACAAGUAUCUGAAAGAACAUACCUUGAAACUGUGGUCGUAGACAGAUACCCAGUAAUAUACAAUCAUCUCCUGGGGGAGAUAGACAAUGCUACCAGCAAAACAUUAGAUGCAAAUCUUUCUGCUGGGGAAGAUGUCAAGAAGAUGUACAUGGAACUGAUGAAUACCAUCCCAAAAGACUACCAGAAGCUUGAUAUAGGGCCCUUGAUAGAACCUCCUGCAGUGAGCAUAGAACUAUCAACCUGCUUUGCUUCCUCAACACUGACUAGAAGAAAAUGUGAGCAGGUCAUCAAUGAAGAACUGAGUAAAAUCCUGCCAGCUGGACCAUUCAUCCUUGAAGAAGUAACAGAUACACCCACAACCCGAAAUCUACCUUUCGAAAAGAAGUUAUCUAAAAAACAGCGUGCCUCUUGGUUCAAAUGGUGGAAAGCAACCUUCAACACUGACGAUUACCUAAAAUAUAUCAGCACAAAGGACUCAGACUAUUUACAAGUUAUAUUUCAUUUGUAUAACUAUGAAGAGGAGGAGGAAGAGGAGCAUCCCAUAAUAGAUGAGGCUGAAAUUAAAAAACAGGAGGUGGUGAGGAAAGAGACAAGAAAGCAAGCUGCAGAGCUUCAGUCCAAGAAGGAAGAGUACCAGCCUGGGGAAUGGAACUUCAACACCAUCUCAAUGGGUGGGCUAGGAACUUUUUUUGGCUAUGACCACAAACCUGAGGAUCUCAAGGUCUUACAGAGAAGGCUGGAAAGACUGUGGACAGUUCUUCAUUUCACUCAACAGGAGAGGCUAGAUAUGGCAAUUAAGUACAGUUCCAAAAGAUACUACUUGCUUCUUCCACAUAUGCUGCAGUCUUGGGAGAUGGCAGCACAGUGCAUCCAGGACCGGGAACUCUUGCUGUCUGAACUGGAAAGCUUUGAACAAAUGGCUUCAGAUCCAAACCGCUUCUUCAACAGGGCUACCAGAUCCUUUGCAAUGCGAAUGAAAGAAUCUAGAAUCAGGAGCCACCUAUACUCUAAGUUGUCCCAGUAUGACUCUGAGCUCUGCAUCAUCUUGAAUCACAUCAAAGAGACAUUCAAUGACACUGUGACCUUCAAGGGACGUCCAUACCUGGAGAAAAUGGAAUGGGACAUAGUGGAGAUGAUGUACUGGCUGCAACAGGAGCGGCGUGCUAGCAGCCUGAAGAAAGUAGUCCAGAGAGGUCAGAAGCAACAGAUGCUACCUCCACUUACUUAGACUCGCAUCAUUGCCCAAUUUGUUAUCCCUUAGAGACACUAUUUCAGGACUUGUCUCCACAUAUGCCAAAUUCAUUCAGAUUUUCUAGUUUUUCAGCCAAGCGAAAGG
Molecule: messenger RNA, 2709 nt
Organism: Eublepharis macularius
Lineage: Eukaryota; Metazoa; Chordata; Lepidosauria; Squamata; Eublepharidae
Gene: CCDC87
Product: coiled-coil domain containing 87
Exons: 1
Coding region: 1-2601 (866 amino acids)
Source: RefSeq, a predicted model, not a curated record